This is a messenger RNA of Portunus trituberculatus (swimming crab), 3214 nucleotides long. Its product is annotated as beta-1,4-galactosyltransferase 4-like. Gene Ontology annotation, biological process: glycosphingolipid biosynthetic process; carbohydrate metabolic process. The transcript has 7 exons. Gene Ontology annotation, molecular function: N-acetyl-beta-glucosaminyl-derivative 4-beta-N-acetylgalactosaminyltransferase activity. Lineage: Eukaryota; Metazoa; Arthropoda; Malacostraca; Decapoda; Portunidae. The record is from RefSeq and is a predicted model, not a curated record. The coding region runs from base 29 to 1486 and encodes 485 amino acids.
UGUAGCUCCCUUCUUACAGUGCUUUAGAAUGGCUGACCCUGAGAAGAUUGAGAAGUAUGAACACCUCUUGAACAAUGUCUUGAGAGAAAAUUUGAGAAUUGUCUUAGAAGAAAGGGACAAGGUGUAUGAAGACAUUGCAGCACAUUCCCAGCUGAAGCAGACAAUCACUUGUAUCAUAGAGUCACCAGACCAGGAGGGAUUACGCACCAAGGUUGACCUUGGCUCAAACUUUUAUGUUCAGGCUCAUGUGCCGGACACAUCCCGCAUAUAUGUGAAUGUUGGACUGGGUUUCUUUGUGGAAUUGACACUCCAAGAAGCACUUAGCUUCAUUGAUAAGAAACUUGAACUUUUAAAUGUGAAGUUGAGUGAGUCUACCAAAAAAUCUGCCAAAAUUAAAGGGCAGAUCAAGUUUGUGUUUGAGGGCAUCAGGGAGCUCCAACAGUUCAAUGAAAGGAAUGCUGCUCCUAUGGAUACCAAAAAGAUAGAGGUAGUUUAUGGAUAUAACAUUAAAUUUUCUCAAAUUUGGCUUAGAUCAGUUGCUUUGAGUCUGAUUCUGUGGUUAGCUCCAUAUCUCUUUGGGAAAUACACAGACACCUCAUUCCCCUAUAUUGCCAAAGAUGAUGUCAUGCAGGAAUUAGUGGGUAGUGUUGGGCCUUUAGAGAAUGGGUUGCAGUGGUGUCCUGUGGUGUCUCCUCACUUACAAGGGCAGAAUAGCCUAUUGAGCUGUGAUGUGGAGGUGCUGCCAGAGGAAGAAAUUGUGAAAAAAAAUGACAUUCUUGAGGGUGGAUCAUGGAAACCUCAGGAGUGCCAGUCCAGGUAUAAGGUAGCAAUCAUAGUUCCUUUCCGCAACAGAAGCAGAAAUCUUCAACAGUUCCUGUCACAUAUGCAUCCCUUCCUCACUAGACAGCAGCUGGACUACAGGAUUGUUGUUGUGGAACAGACUGCCACCGCAGCUUUCAAUCGAGCCAAGCUGUUCAACAUUGGCUUUGUGGAGACUCUCAAGCUGGACCAUUAUGACUGCUUCAUCUUCCAUGAUGUCGACCUCCUUCCUUUGAAUGACUACAACACUUACAGCUGCACACACCACCCCAGGCACAUGUACUCUGCUUUAGACACCUUCAGGUACAAUCUUCCUUACCGCACCCUCUUUGGUGGGGCCAUAGCCAUGCAGCGAGUCCACUUCCAGAAAAUAAAUGGAUUCAGCAAUAAAUUCUAUGGAUGGGGAGCUGAAGAUGAUGAUAUGUAUGAGCGGAUCAGCAACGUGGGGCUGAUGUUUAUUCGCUUUGAUCCCCGCAUAUCAACAUAUGUUAUGGUGCCUCACCAAUCGGGCAGGUACCAGCACAGUGAUCACCAGCACAAUCCUCAGCUCCAGGCACAGGCUGGGGAGAAGACUUCUACAGAGCCUGAUGGAUUGUCUAGUCUUUCCUAUCAGGUGGUUGAUCAUCAGGUGAAAAAGCUCUUCACUUGGUUUCUUGUGUCUUGUUGAUGAACUGCUAUUCUUGGAUAUAUGUUAAGGAGUUUACUUGUGAUGAAGUGUGUAUAAUGGAAUAUCUUCUUAAGAUUAUUUCUGUUAUUUUUUUAUGCCUCGUUUUUAAUACCAAAUAAUGCAAUGAAUAUUCAAUUGUGCAGUGUAAUAUGGGGCAAGCUACAUUUUCAGUGGUUGUACACUAGCAGAUUUCAAAAUCUCUGUAGUUUGUAGUUAACAUUUUUAUUUCCUCUACAUAACACUUCAGACAGUUACUUUUGCACUAUGACAAGUUAUAUUGUAGUUGUAACUGUGUGGCGUAACCAAAAUUGCACUGGUUGUACCUGUUCACUGUACUUCUGUGAUUCUAAAUAUCAUAACAUUACAUGAAUGACUGCUUGUGUAAUUCCUUCUGUGAUUUGUCGUCUUUGAAGAAAUCAGGAAGAUUUUAAGGUUGUAAGGGAAAGAAUUUAAUAAUGCAACAUUGUCAGCUGUUAUUAGGAUUAAGAAAAAAGGAGAAAGGAUUUAAUAUAGCACUAAAAAAUUUUUAUAAGGAUUAUUAUAGUUAAGUUGAAAGAAGUAGUAAAAAUUGGCAGAAUGAGAAUGAAAGUUUCAUAAAUAUGAAGAAAAGGGCAAGUGUAUAAGGAAGGUCAUGUUGGAAUUUGGUUGCAGUCUUAUCUACCUAAGUGUUCAUUAUGUAAGUAUGUGCAAGUUCGUGACAAUUUGUUUUAUGAUUGUGCUAUCCUAGCAGCUACCUGGUGCUUGUAAUGGAAAGAAAAGAUUUUUCCUUUUUAUCAAGAUACAUAGUUCUUCAUGAGUACAAUUCAGUGAUUGCUGUCUUCAUGUUCCUUAUCAUCAUUCACCCUUCAUUUAACAUCUUUGUUUUCUCUUAACAGGUUGGACAGCUGAAAUCAUGAUACAGUUGUUCCAGUGUUGUAUUGUCUUCUUCAGUAUUUAGUUUUAUUAGGUUCCAUUAUUGUGAGAUACUUGAGAUUAAAAAGAUGACAACAGCAAAUGAUUGACUGACUGAAUGAUCUACUAACUGAAUGAGUGUGUGUGAAGCAGUAGCAACGAAGAUCAUAUGGCACCAUAGGAAGCACUGAAAGUUGAUUCUGAAAAUAAGAGAGGGAUAUUGUACUUAGAAACUGAGUGCAGUAUGAGCUGUCUACUCAGACAGUGACUGUGUUAACUGACACUCCUAAUUCCAUCCCAUCAAGACAGGAAUGUUUGUAAUUUUCUAAAGAUAGUCAUGAACUUUUGGCAACAUUUCAAACAUAUGUAUGUAUCACCAUUGUGCUUGUAGACUUUUGGGUGCUAAUGACAUAUAGUUAGCAGUUCACUUGUUAUCAGUAAUCUCAGAAGAUGGGAAGACAGUGUUUAACAACAAAUUGUAACCCAAUUUUUUUAUUGGAAAAAUAUAAGAAAUUGCAUCAUUUUAUCUGAAUGGCUGUGAGAGGGACCAAGAUGUGGGCAUGAUGACUAGGAAAGAUUUUAGCAGUGAACAAGAAGUGUAGCAUAAUGGAGUACUUUUAUGAAAUUAUCACUCAUUCCUGUUAUGGGUAUAUAAGCUAAAGGAAAGGUACCAAGGUUCUUAAAGCAUGUGAGCCACUGGGAUUAGGCUGUUUGAUGUUCCUUCUCUCUAAUUGUUGUUUUUCUUAAACAAAAUUAUUCUCCCUUAUGUUCAGUACCAGAUGGUGUUAAUAAUUCAAAAUCAAGUAUGUAGUGCAGAAUAAAUGUUCUUUCUCAGUU